Molecule: messenger RNA, 219 nt
Organism: Pleurotus ostreatus (oyster mushroom)
Lineage: Eukaryota; Fungi; Basidiomycota; Agaricomycetes; Agaricales; Pleurotaceae
Gene: SSS1
Product: Sec61p translocation complex subunit
Exons: 5
Coding region: 1-219 (72 amino acids)
Biological process (GO): post-translational protein targeting to membrane, translocation; protein targeting
Cellular component (GO): Ssh1 translocon complex; membrane
Molecular function (GO): transmembrane protein transporter activity
Source: RefSeq, a predicted model, not a curated record
AUGUCCGACAAACUUCGUGAAUUCAUCGAGAUUCCUCAACAGUUCGUUCGGGAAGGCAACCAAUUCCUCACUCGUUGCACGAAGCCUUCACAAAAAGAGUUCACGCAAAUCUGCAAAGCUGUUGCGAUUGGAUUCAGCAUCAUGGGAUUCAUUGGCUACUUUGUCAAGCUCAUCCACAUCCCAAUGUACGUAAACAACAUUCUAGUUGGUGGUGCAUAG